Molecule: messenger RNA, 4467 nt
Organism: Drosophila sulfurigaster albostrigata
Lineage: Eukaryota; Metazoa; Arthropoda; Insecta; Diptera; Drosophilidae
Gene: mGluR
Product: metabotropic glutamate receptor
Biological process (GO): regulation of synaptic transmission, glutamatergic; G protein-coupled glutamate receptor signaling pathway
Cellular component (GO): membrane
Molecular function (GO): group II metabotropic glutamate receptor activity
Source: RefSeq, a predicted model, not a curated record
UGUUCUUUUCAUGAUGGCAACCUCUCUAAUGUUUGGCUCCUCCGCUUGUUGUUGUAUUACUCCGAUGGUUUUAGCUUCUGCUGCUUGUACAAGAACUGCUUGGGCUUAUCAUGAGGAAAUCAGUUUAUCUACGGUUAAUGGUAUGCACAGAUGUGUGUGCACCUAUAACUGAAAUUUAUAUUGAGCAAGGACUUUGUUAAUAAAUGUAGAAAAUAUUAAACUAAACAAUUACAAUUGCGAUGAUAAAUGUUUCUGAAAUUUGAAAAAAAAACGUAAAUUAUGAAUAAUGGUAUGAAUUAUGGUGGAUUAAUUGAUUAACUAAUAAAACCAUCAUAACCGGAGAAGCGACUAAAAUGAAAUCUUAUGGAAAAGUAAUUUUAGUUUUAGUGCUGAUAUGGAAGACAGAUGUGGUAAUUGGCGGAAAGUCCCAACCACAGGAUACAGUAUCAGUAUCGCUACCAGGCGAUAUAAUUCUGGGUGGUUUGUUUCCCGUGCAUGAGAAAGGCGAGGGUGCAUCGCCAUGCGGGCCCAAGGUCUACAAUAGAGGAGUGCAACGAUUGGAGGCUAUGCUCUACGCCAUUGACCGAGUUAAUAAUGAUUCAAAUUUGCUCCCUGGUAUCACGAUAGGCGUACAUAUUUUAGACACAUGUUCGCGCGACACUUAUGCUUUAAAUCAAUCUCUACAGUUCGUGCGCGCAUCGCUGAACAACUUGGAUACCUAUUUUGAAUGCUCCGAUGCUUCCAGUCCAUUGUUGAAGAAAAAUGCGUCUUCCGGACCAGUGUUUGGAGUCAUCGGCGGCUCUUACAGUUCUGUGUCUCUGCAAGUGGCAAAUCUUUUUCGACUCUUCCACAUACCACAAAUAUCACCAGCUUCCACAGCCAAAACACUUUCCGACAAAUCACGCUUUGAUCUGUUUGCCAGAACGGUGCCGCCAGAUACAUUUCAGUCCGUCGCGUUGGUCGAUAUUAUAAAGAACUUUAACUGGUCUUAUGUAUCCACAAUUCACUCGGAAGGCUCUUAUGGCGAAUACGGUAUUGAAGCGUUCCAUAAGGAAGCAAGCGAACGACAUGUGUGCAUUGCUGCUGCUGAGAAAGUACCCAGUGCAGCAGAUGAUAAGGUCUUUGAUGCAAUUAUUAGCAAACUACUAAAACCAAGUGCUAGAGGUGUUGUUCUUUUCACUCGUGCUGAGGACGCUCGACGCAUUCUACAAGCGGCGAAACGCGCAAAUUUAACGCAUCCGCUGCAUUGGAUAGCAAGCGACGGGUGGGGCAAACAGCAAAAGCUCCUUGAAGGAUUGGAGGACAUAGCGGAGGGUGCAAUAACGGUUGAGUUGCAAUCGGAGAUUAUUGAAGACUUUGAUCGUUAUAUGAUGCAAUUAACGCCACUUUCCAAUCAGCGUAAUCCUUGGUUCGCAGAAUACUGGGAAGAUACUUUUAACUGUGCUAUAAACAGCUCUGAAGAUAAUUCAACAAACCAUGAACGAAGAGUUAUUUGUGAUGAUAACUUAAGGUUAUCAGAAAAAGUUGGAUAUGAACAAGAAUCAAAAACACAGUUCGUUGUUGAUGCCGUCUACGCCUUUGCCCAUGCGCUUCAUCACUUACACACUGAUCUGUGCACGCUGAAUAAUGAAAAUGAAGGAGGUCAACAAAGUCAUGCACAUAGCGAGUCCGUAUGGUAUCGCAAGCCAGUAGUUGACAUCCAUUCACAGGCGUGUCCUGAUAUGGCCAGCUAUGAUGGCAAAGACUUUUACAAUAAUUACUUGUUAAACGUCUCAUUUGUUGAUCUGGCUGGCAGUGAAGUAAAAUUUGAUCGUCAAGGAGAUGGCUUGGCUAGGUAUGAUAUAUUAAAUUAUCAACGACUGGAUAAUUCUACUGGGUAUCAAUACAAGGUAAUUGGAAAAUGGUUCAACAACCUUGAGCUGAAUUUGGAGACCGUGGUCUGGAAUAAGGAACAGGAAAUGCCAACAUCAGCAUGCUCAUUACCUUGUAAAGCGGGAAUGAUUAAAAACAACAGGUUAGAUCGAAUCGAUUUAUCUGUCAUAUCCGGAAUAUGUUUUAAAAUAUAUAAUUUUUAUAUAAUCUUAGGGGAUACGUGCUGUUGGAUCUGUGACAGUUGUGAGCCAUACGAGUAUGUUUAUGAUGAGUUCACUUGCCGUGAUUGUGGUCCGGGCCUAUGGCCCUACCCCGAUAAAUUAUCAUGCUUUGCUCUAAGCAUACAGUACAUGAGCUGGAAUUCAUUGUUUGCAAUCGUUCCUAUGAUAGUUGCACUUAUUGGUAUUACGAUGACUGUAUUCGUUAUUGUGCUCUUCGCCAAAAACCACGAUACACCACUUGUGCGAGCGUCUGGCCGUGAACUAAGCUACACUCUAUUGUUUGGAAUUUUGGUGUGUUACUGCAAUACGCUGGCUCUGAUUGCAAAGCCAACAAGAUCAUGCGUAUUGCAAAGAUUCGGUAUCGGCGUCGGCUUCUCAAUUAUUUACAGCGCGCUCCUUACAAAAACUAAUCGCAUAUCGCGGAUCUUUCACUCUGCAUCAAAGUCGGCCCAACGACUUAAAUAUAUCUCACCCCAAUCUCAAGUUGUGAUAACCUCAUCAUUGAUCGCAAUACAAGUCUUAAUCACUAUGAUAUGGAUGAUUGUGGAACCGCCAGGAACGCGAUUUUAUUACCCAGAUCGAACGGAAGUGAUUCUUAAGUGCAACAUCCAGGAUAUGUCCUUCCUCUUCUCGCAGUUGUACAAUAUGAUACUAAUUACGAUUUGCACAGUAUAUGCUAUUAAGACAAGAAAAAUACCCGAGAAUUUCAACGAAUCGAAAUUCAUUGGCUUUACAAUGUAUACCACAUGUAUCAUAUGGCUAGCGUUUGUGCCAAUUUACUUUGGUACCGGGAACUCGUAUGAAAUUCAAAUUACAACAUUAUGCAUCUCAAUUAGCUUAAGUGCUUCAGUGGCGUUGAUCUGCCUUUAUUCGCCUAAAGUAUACAUAUUGGUCUUUCAUCCGGAUAAAAAUGUGCGAAAACUAACAAUGAAUAGCACAGUAUAUCGACGCUCUGCCACAACUGCAGGGGGUCAAGCAAUGCCAACAAGUUCGGGAUAUAGCCGCACGCCCCUCGGAACUGGAGUUGGUAUAUCUGCAAGCGCUAACGCUGCUACAAUAGCUGCGUCGUCAGGACGAGCUUCACAAAGUGGUAGUCAAAACAGCCCAAGUCCCGACAUAACACAUAAGCAAACAAUUAUUCAAAAUAAUGAGGAAGCAUGGAUUGAUUCACAAGCAACUCCAAAAUGUGAAUGAAAUUUCGAAAAUAUAAAGCACUUUUAAGCAACAUAAUCGAAAAAGUAAAUCAUACAUUUUUUUCAUAGCAUUAAACCAUAUCUAUUGCUCAGAUAUUUUUAUGACAAUUGUUUGAAUCAUUAGAAUUUUUCAAUCAGAUACACAUAAUUAUGCUGAGUGAUAAAAGUUGGAUAUAUGCAGUAAAACAAAAUCUUCCUAUGAAAUUAAUUCAGUCAUUUUAAAUGUAGGCUUAUCAAUUAUGGUCAACAUUUAUAUAAAUAUUACAAGAUCGGUCACCACAAAAAUCAAUUUGCUAUAUUUAUAAGUGGAACGGUCUGCCGACGAUUUUAAAGAAAUUGAUUAUGGAAAUUUAUUAUUGGUCUUGCCAGGCACUACAAUUUAAGGCUUUAAGAUUAGUUUAAUACAGCUUUACACAGUGACUCAGUUUCCGAAAACUUGUAGCGAAUUUCACAUAUUCCUAUAUUGGUAUUUAUAAAAGAACUAUUAAAAAUUAUAAUUUUAAAAUAUCGUUUUUUAUUUAUAAGAAAUAUUUUUUCAAUACUUCCGGUUUUAAGGGCCAGUUCCAAAGAUGUUAUUAAUAAUUUAUUAAUUUUAAAUUUACCAAUUUUAUUUUACAAAUACCUUGUUAAUUUGACUUGAACAAUUCCAGGCGUUUAACAAAAUAAAGAAUUAAUAAAUCACGUAUGAAAUUCAAUAUAUAAAUAUACAUAUUUACAUACUUUGCAGUUCCGGUAUUCCAAUAAAAUAUUUUUCGGUUCAAAACAAGUAAGAAACCUACAGUCGAUUGUGCUUGACUGUGAGAUACCCGCUACCCAUUGUGAAUAAAAGUAAAACCUCAUUGCAAUGAGUUUUUCCAUGUACAAAAGUAUUUCCUAAAUAACUUUUACAAUUUUAAUCUGAUCACAACCAAAUUUUCAGGAAUCUUAAAUACUAUAGUUAUUAUGAUAUGUACCAAAUAUCGUCUCUAGCUUAACACUUGUUAUUCGAUUUUUGACCUUUGCGGGGGCGCAAGUGGUCGUGACAAAAACUUGAAACAAACUCGUUCUACGUUCAAACAUAAAUGCUUUCGAAAAAGAAUAUAGAGUUGUCUCUUAUGGUCUGUGAUAUCCAAUGUUUCAUACGGACAGACAGACGGCUAUAACUAUAUUAUCUUGAUUGAUGAGGCUAAUCAAGAAUAUAA